Molecule: messenger RNA, 2550 nt
Organism: Prorocentrum cordatum
Lineage: Eukaryota; Dinophyceae; Prorocentrales; Prorocentraceae
Source: the annotation of a GenBank genome assembly
AUGGCGCCACAGUUCCUUCUGCUGCAGGCCCAGAACGCGUACGAGACCUUCAUGAAGGACUCGAACCUGUCCAUCAAGCGCAACACGAGGGCAAUCGUGACCAUGUCCGAGGCCAAGGCCAAGAGGGAGCAGGAGCUCACCAGCAGCAAGCAGGACGUGGCAGCUACGCUGAAGGUGUUGGAGAACUUGCACAACAUGGCGGGGGAGCUGAAUGACAGGUGCAGCUGGCUGCUCAAAAACUUCGACAAGCGCCAGGAGGCGCGCGCCGCCGAGGUCGACGCGCUCAAGGAGGCCGGCGGCCCGCGCGGCGACCCUGCCUCUGCGCACCGCCGAGGCCUCCAGCUGAGGCGCUGGCCCCUCACCUUCGAGACGCCGCAGCGGGGCGUCCGGGGGCGAGCCCGCCGGUGUCGGCUGCAGGGGCUGGAUCCCCUCGCGUGCUUCUUGCUGUCGCCCACCCCCUGGAGCACCGCCGACGCCAAGGCGCGCCGCGCCUCCCGCGGCGCCCCCGCCACUGCCAACGCCGUGGCCGCCCCGUCCCGCGCGAGGCCCUUCGCGCGGCUCCUGCAGAGCACGAUGCCCCCCAACGGGGGCAGACUGGGUUUCUUCCUGCUGUGCCUGCGGGAAGGACCGGCUGCCACCGUCUCCCUGGAGGCCAGCCGUCAUCGCAACCGCCAGGGCCGGGCGCGCGCCCUGCACCCCGACAAGCAGCCACCGGGCGCCACCGACGCGCAGAGGUCGAGGGCGAAGAGGGCCUUCCAGCCUCCGGGCCACGAGCCGAGCGGGGCGGUGGUCAGCACGGUGGCCAGGGAGGUGCACGACGGCCUGCGCGGUGCGAGGGCGGCCGCGCCGGACAGCGGCUGCCCAGAGGGCGCCGCCGCCGCCGGCGCGGCUCCCCGCGCAGCGCGUGCCGCCCGGCGCGAGGCGGACGCGCCGGCCGACAGGGCGCGCGCCCAGGCCAGGGCCGAGGAGGACGCGAGGCGGCGCCUGGAGCACGAGGAGCGCGACCGGCGGGAGCAGGCCGAGGAGCGCGAGCGGCGGCGGCUGCAGGCCCGGCUGCAGGAGCGCGCCGACGGGCUCGGCGCCACCUGGGUGUUGCCGCCCCGGGCGCGCGGAAGGCCCCGGACGGAGUGGCGCGGCUGGGACCCCGACGGUGAAGCCGAUGAUGGUAGCGACACGUCGAGCACUUUGAGCUUCGACAUCCACAUCGACCUCCAGGGCCUCGACCUGGACAACCUGGAGCUCAUCGAGGAUGAGACGACAGAGGCCCAGCUCAUGGGGCUUGGAGGCGGCGAGCGCUGGACCAUCAACGUGGCCCCGCCACCGCCGCAGGCUUCGCAGGGCUCGAGCAUCCUGCUGGUCCCCUGGAUCUUGGAAGGACGAGCCGCAGCAGUGCCGCCCGGCGCGGGCCCCUUCGGGCGGCCGGCCAUGGCGGCCGCCGCCCCGAAGGCGGGCGACAGCGUGGAGGUCGUCGGAUUGGCGACGCCGGCGGGGCGCGCGCUCAACGGCCAGAAGGGCGUGGUGGUCCAGUUCCACGAGGCCAAGGGCAGCUUCGAGGUCCAGCUGGGGCGCUCCGACCGGCGCGUCAGCCUGAAGCUGGAGAACUUGCUCGUGGACCAGCCGCGGAGGACCGACGAGGAGAAGGCGGCGGCCACCAGGAUCCAGUCCGUGCACCGCGGCAAGCAGGCGGGCAGCUUGGGAUACAGCCACAAGGUCACGGCGGCCGCGGGCCCGGCUCGGGACGAUCCCCCGAGCCUCAGGCCCGCCGCCGCCAGCGCCGCCCUGCCUGAGCUGCCCGACGCCGCCUCGGAGGAGGACCCCGCCGUCCCUGAGGCGUCCGAGGCCGCCUCGGAGGAGUGGUGCCUCUCGGCAAGGUGGAGCGCGGAGGGGGACGCCGAGAAGACCGCGCAGGGGUCCGAGGAGGAGAACGCUGCAGCAGCCAAGAUCCAGGCCGUGCACCGCGGCAAUCAGGCGCGCGGCUUGGUGCAGGAUCAGCGCACGGCGGCCGCUUUUCUAGCUCGUGAGGACCCCCCGCAGGGGACCGACGAGGAGAAUGUUGCGGCAGCCAAGCUCCAGGCUGCCUUUCUGGCUCGUGGGGACCCCCCGCGGGGGACCGACGAGGAGUAUGCUGCGGCUGCCAAGAUCCAGGCCGUGCACCGCGGCAUACAGGCUCGCAGCUCGAUAGAGCGCAAGCGCACGGCGGCCCUCAGCCUAGUUCGGGAAGAACCCACGCAUGGGACAGACGAGGAGAGCCCUGCAGCAGACGGGAUCCAGGCCACACGCUGCGGCCGACAGGCGCGCAGCUCGGGGGCCAGUGGCGCCGCCAGCUCAGCUCGUGAAGACCUCCCGGUCGGAAACGACGAGGAGCACGCGGCGGCAGUCAGGAUCCAGGCCGUGCACCGCGGCAAGCGGGCGCGCAGCUCCGCAGCCAGCAAGCGCAAAGCGGGAACCGACGAGGAGCAUGCGGCAGCCGCCAGGAUACAGGCCGCGCAUCGCGGCAAGCAGGCGCGCAGGCCGCACGCGGCGGCGGCUGGCCCGGCCCGCGGAGAGGAG